ACCCCGGACUCCUCUUCCCCUAGACCCCCGCGUCGCCGCAUCGCCAGUUCGCCGCUUGGGGACGGUGAGCCGCGAUGGUUGGAGGCGGCAAGCCGCUGGGCGACAGCGUGCUCGCCGGCCACGCGGCCGCCGGCGCGGCGGCGGUCAGCGCCUCCGCUGUCGCCGUGCACCCCCUCGACACGGUCAAGACCCUCCUCCAGUUGGGCGCGGUGGGGCAGAAGCAGAAGAUGGGGCUCGGCCAGGUGGUGGACCGGCUCAUGUCCGUCUCCGGCCCUGCAGGUUUUUACAGUGGCAUCGGAUGGUCCAUAAUGGGUAAACUGCCUGGGUUGGGAGCACGUUUUGGGACCUAUGAACUUUUAACAGCCUUCUAUAAAGACGGCAGGGAGGACAACUAUGUUUAUUAUUCUGAGGCUAUGUUGGCUGGCAUUGCUGCUGGUGCUGUAGAGGCUGUUUUCUGCACACCAUUUGAACUUUUCAAACUUCGGAACCAAGUUAGUUCUAUGUUACCCUCGAAAGCAGUGAGCCCUGCAAGUAUUACACAAGAAUCAUUUCCACUGCUUUCCAAACUGUUGCCUGGUUAUGUUCCUGACAUGAGGGUAUGGAAUAGCACUGUGAACCUUUUGUCUGAUCUUUCUCCGAAGCAUCCAGACAUAUUGGGUGCCCUGAAACAACACCCAUGGAUGCUUACUGGCUCUGGGAAGCCCCCAUUACCCUCUGAUGUUCAGCUACCUUCUAGAGUAAUAUCACUUGAAGGAUGGAGUGCUCUGUGGAGAGGGCUUAGACCAGGGAUAGUUCGAGACUGUGUCUUUGGUGGUAUGUUCUUUUCAACUUGGCAAUUCAUACACACAGUGAUGCUCACAUGGAAGGCAGUUAAUAUGAAACCUGAACCUAGGAAACUAGAAGAAGCAAGCCCUGUACAUCCUUUUGCUUCUAGUGUUGCUGCAGGCUUCUCAGGGGCAGUAGCAGCUGCUGCUUCACAUACGUUUGAUACUGCCAAAAGUCGUUCAGAAUGUACUGUUGUGCCUAAGUAUAUCGCAAUGGAGAGGAAGUUUCUUAAAUGGAAAGCGCCAGGAACGUGGAUAGAGAGAAAUACUGGAAUAUCUCCUGCUGAUAGGAAUGUUCUGUUCCGUGGCAUUGGACUGCGAAUGGCCCGUAGUGGAAUUGCAUCGUUUGUACUAGUCGGGUCGUACUAUCUUGUUGUAGAUUACAUCUCAUAGAUGACAUGAAAAUACAUCAUAUGAUGAAUUUUUUCCAUUUGAUGAAAUUCAGAAAUACGAAUGUCAUGAUUGUAUAUGCAUUCACUGAAUGCACCCUGAUUAUUUAGCUUUCCUUCUAUCCUUUUCAUCUCAUGUAACCUUGCUCGAUUGGAACUGAUUGAUGAGGAAAUCUUUGGUGUAAACUUGCAAACAACGAAUGUCAUCCGUUCGAUCCUA
This is a messenger RNA of Phragmites australis (common reed), 1433 nucleotides long. RefSeq lists its product as uncharacterized. The transcript is spliced from 6 exons. NCBI's taxonomy places the organism in Eukaryota, Viridiplantae, Streptophyta, Magnoliopsida, Poales, Poaceae. The record is from RefSeq and is a predicted model, not a curated record. Gene Ontology annotation, biological process: transport. The coding region runs from base 75 to 1217 and encodes 380 amino acids. Gene Ontology annotation, molecular function: transmembrane transporter activity.